Messenger RNA from Drosophila serrata, 1202 nucleotides. RefSeq lists its product as uncharacterized. Lineage: Eukaryota; Metazoa; Arthropoda; Insecta; Diptera; Drosophilidae. The record is from RefSeq and is a predicted model, not a curated record.
AUGGAAAUGAAGAUGGAGCAUCAUCAUCUCGCAAUCGUUGGCUUCCAGCUUCCCAUCUUCAGCUACGUGAAGUUCCAUAGUUUUCGAACCCCCAGCAAGAAACUUCCAGCAAUGAAGAUCUUUGUGUGUCUCCUGGCUGCUUUGGUUGCCACCACGUCGGCUGGCUUUAUUGGCGGCUCUGGCGGCGGUGGCGGCGGUGGUCACCAGGAGGUCAAGACCAUUCAGGUGAUUCACCAGGAGGGCGGCGGUUAUUCCGGCGGCGGUCAUGGUGGCUACUCCGGCGGCGGUCAUGGUGGCUUCUCCGGUGGUCAUCAGGAGAUCAAGACUGUGAAGGUGAUCCACCAGGAGGGUGGUCAUGGUGGUUACUCUGGCGGCGGUCAUGGAGGAUACUCUGGCGGCGGUCAUGGAGGCUAUUCCAGCGGUGGACACCAGGAGAUCAAGACCGUCAAAGUGAUCCACGAGGAGGGACACGCUCUCGGAGGCGGCGGCGGUUAUGCCGGCGGUUUCUCUGGCCAUGGACAUGGACACGGCGGCCACCAGGAGGUGAAGACCAUUAAGGUGAUCCACGAGGAGGGUCAUGGUCAUGGUCAUGGCGGUCAUGGUGGUUACUCGGGCGGCGGUCAUGGUGGUUACUCCAGCGGUGGACACCAGGAGAUCAAGACUGUCAAGGUUAUUCACCAGGAGGGAGGUCAUGGCGGUUACUCUGGCGGUCAUGGAGGCUUCUCUGGCGGCCAUGGAGGUUACUCCAGCGGUGGACACCAGGAAAUUAAGACCGUCAAGGUUAUCCACGAGGAAGGACACGCUCUUGGCGGCGGCGGCGGUUAUGCUGGUGGUUUCUCUGGCCACGGAUAUGGUGGCCACGAGGAGGUCAAGACCAUUAAGGUGAUCCAUGAGGAAGGCGGCCACAGCCAUGGUCAUGAACAUCAUGAUCAUGGACAUGGCGCCGGACACGGUGGCUUCGAGGAGGUGAAGACCAUCAAGGUGAUCCACGAGGAGGGUCAUGGUCAUGGCCAUGGUGGUGGUCAUGUUCAUGGUCCCAGCAACGAGUACCUGCCCCCUGUGGCAGCUCCUCCCUCUGGCUACCUGCCCCCAGCCUCCAGCUGGAAAUAAGCUGUGAUUCGAGCCAUACUGAUCCUUGAGUCUCUUGUUAAGUAGUUUUAAGCAUCCCUAAUUUUUUUCCAAUCCCAUCUCUUUUUUUUACU